AUGGCGAAACCACCAGCAGAGUUAACGGGCCCCUCGGAGGUCCCUGACAUCCUGACGGGAAUCAUCAUACCAAUAGUCUUCGCGAGCUUAGUGGUUAUUGGUCGCCUUUAUUCGAGGUUAAUACUAAAGAACCAAUGGUGGGAUGAUGCGUUCAUUUUGGUCGCAUGGCUAUUCGCCAUUGCGGUUGUCACCAUCGUCGGUGUCGAAACGAUUUACGGACUCGGGCAUAAGUUCAGCAAUAUCCCUCUCCAUCUACGACCCGUUGGCAUCCGAUUAUCUUAUGCGACGAUAAGCUGUUACCAAAUAAGCUUGGUCUUGACAAAAAUCAGCAUUCUAUUCUUCUACCUGCGAAUCUUGAAGUUGCCAUAUCAACGUAUUCUCAUUUUCAUCACCUUCGGCUGCGUCAUAGCGUACGGCAUCGUCUUAUUCCUUCUCACAUUCUUCCUAUGCAACCCCGUGGAGAAUCAAUACGAGUUCGAUAUUAGGGUAGGUCAAUGCUUGAAAUAUUACCCAAUCAUGACGGCGUCAGCAGCCCUACAUACAGCGACCGAUUUAUGGUUAAUCGGACUGGUGCUCCCUCACAUUCUCAAGAUGCAUCUUCCGAUACGGCAAAAGAUAGCUCUAGCAUUCGUUUUGACAUUGGGUAUAUUUGUGGCUUGCGCUUCUCUGACGCGCAUGGCUGUAGCUUGGGAAUUUCUUAACCCUAAGUACGCGCAGUGGGACUCGUUUUCGUUCGCGAUCUGGACCACACUAGAGUCGAGCUUGGGAUUAGUAUGUGCCUCGGUGCCGAUGCUCAAGCCACUAGUUAGGCAAUUGAUGGGCAUGAAGCCAUCUUCGAAGCCCGAAACCCUGAAGAAUGUCCCUCGAACUAAAGGUCCGGGUAGGGAAGAGAAUCAAUUUGACCAGUUUGUUUCCGACGCCACAACGUUAUUUACGAGGACGGGGGUUGAUGACGGAAUACAUCUACAACCGAUGAAAUCGAAUCCGGAGUCGAGGCCCCCAACAGCCGCAAUAGCAGGUACAAUACCGACGACUCCGGAAGAGAGACUUGCAAAUACUGUAUGAUACCCCUUGGUUUCGGGGAAGGCAACCGGAUGUCAUGGUUAAUGAAGCAAAAAGUAACGAAUUAUGAUUGACGAGAUGUUGGCCAUUCUAUCACAGCUCAAUAAUAAUAA
Hypoxylon trugodes is the source of this 1175-nucleotide messenger RNA. RefSeq lists its product as uncharacterized. The record is from RefSeq and is a predicted model, not a curated record. Lineage: Eukaryota; Fungi; Ascomycota; Sordariomycetes; Xylariales; Hypoxylaceae. The transcript has 2 exons. The coding region runs from base 1 to 1065 and encodes 354 amino acids.